This is a messenger RNA of Gossypium raimondii (Peruvian cotton), 3249 nucleotides long. Its product is annotated as disease resistance protein RPV1. The coding region runs from base 123 to 2174 and encodes 683 amino acids. The transcript has 8 exons. The record is from RefSeq and is a predicted model, not a curated record. Gene Ontology annotation, biological process: defense response; signal transduction. NCBI's taxonomy places the organism in Eukaryota, Viridiplantae, Streptophyta, Magnoliopsida, Malvales, Malvaceae. Gene Ontology annotation, molecular function: ADP binding.
UGCCAAAUAUUAUUAUAAAAACACAGAAGAAAUGAAAUGCAAAAUAUUAUGAAUGUCUGCUUCAAAGGUUCACAAAUCUAUUUUGCUCUCUCUUGCUUCAAUCACACAAUCAAUACUCUUUCAUGGCUGCUGCUUCUUCUUCUUCCUCUUCCUCUUCUCCUCAAACAGACACAUGCCUGAACUUCAUCACUCAUCUGCUUAAAGCUCUGAAAGACUCGAUGGUGAAUGUCUUCUUUCAUGAUGAAAAACCGGAGCAACUUUCACAACCACUUUCUCCAGAAAUUGCCUCUUCUAGUCGAUUGAAGCAUCAGGUUUUCUUGAGCUUCAGCGGUGAAGACACACGCCUUAAUUUCACCGCUCAUCUACUCAAAGCUUUAAAAGACAAAGGAAUGAAUGUUUUCUUCGAUGAAGAAACACUAGAAAAAGGGGAGCAACUUUCACAAGCACUUUCUCUAGCAAUUGCAGCCUCAAAUCUCUCAAUAAUUGUGUUGUCAGUAGACUAUGCUUCUUCAAAAUCAUGCCUGGCUGAACUCUCCGACAUCAUGCGCCGCAAGGACACUCAAGGACAUAUUGUUCUUCCCAUAUUUUACCAUGUUGAUCCUUCCGAUGUGCGGAAUCAUGGUGGUAGUUUCAAAACAUCCUUCAAUCACCAUGAAUCAAAUAGGCUACCUCAAGUACAACGAUGGAAAACUGCCUUUGCUGAAGUCGGUAAAUUAAAAGGAUGGCAUAUAGAAGGAGGCAAAUUCGACAGACCUGAAACUGAGUACAUCAAGGAUAUCGUUGAAUAUGUUAUAAAGAAGUUGAUGAGUAGCAAGUUUAGAAGUGCUUCUGCAGAGUUAAUCGGAAUAGAUUAUCAGAAAAAGACGAUUUUGAGGCUAAUUGAGAAGGAAGAUAGUCGUCUAAUAGGACUCUGGGGACAAGGUGGUAUAGGCAAAACUACCCUCUCUGAUGUUAUAUACAAUGAAAUCUCUUGUAAGUUUGAAGAUAGUUGCUUUCUUCUAAAUGUUAGAGAGAAGUUAAAAAAACAGGGGAUGGAAUCUUUACGAAAUGAACUUCUUUCCAAACUCUUAAAACAAGCAAUUCAUGUAGACACCCCCUCAAUUGGGUCAACUUUAAUCCAAGAGAGGCUAAGCAAUAAAAGAGUACUUGUUGUCCUUGACGAUGUUAAUGACUCGGACCAAAUAGAUUGUUUUGGUGUUAAACAUUUUGGUGAUGGAAGUAAAAUUAUUGUAACAUCUAGAGAUAGACAAGUACUUAAGAAUGGAGGUGUUGACAAAAUACAUGAGGUAAAGAUGUUAAAUAAAGAUGACUCUCUUCAACUUUUUUCUACAUUUGCAUUUAAACUAUUGAAUCCCGCUGCUGAUUUUCGAGAUCUAUCGAUCAAGUUUGUAGAGUAUGCCCGAGGAAGUCCGCUUGCUCUUAGAGUUUUGGGUUCUAAACUAUAUAAAAAGUCUAGAAAAGAGUGGGAAAGUGAGGUGGAUAAACUAAAAGAAUAUGACCAACCAAAAAUUUCACAGAUUCUGAGAAGUAGUUUUGAUGAUUUGGAUGAAGUAGAGAAGAAUAUAUUCCUUGAUAUUGCAAUCUUCUUUAAAGGAACAUUCAAAAAAGAUGUAGAAGAAAUUCUAAGUUGUUAUUAUAAGGGUGCUGUGUGUGGAAUAAGCAACUUGAUCGACAAGUGCCUACUUGGUAGCACAUCUUAUGAUGGACGGAUUGUUAUGCAUGAUAUGCUUCAAGAGAUGGGCAAAAACAUUGUUCGCAAAGAAUCUAUAGACCCUGGAAAGCGUAGUAGGUUAUGGAGUGCUAAAGACGUGUAUCAAGUGCUCAGUUAUAAUAAAGGGAUUAAUCUAAUUCAAGGAAUAAAGUUAGACAUGUCUCAAAUUGACAACUUACGGUUAGAUCGUUCUAUUUUUGAGGGAAUGAUUAAUCUUAGAGUUAUCUUUUUCUACACUCCUGGGAUGUUUCCGGGUAAGCGUUGGGCAGAAAAACUUCUUGAAGACCAAGUUGAUGGCGUAUCUCUUCCUGAUGAGAUAAGGUAUCUUUGUUGGGAUAACUGUCCUUUCAAAUCUCUAUCAGGCUUUAAUCCAAAGAAUCUUGUUGUGCUGAAAUUAGUAAAUGGCCAUAUAGAACAUCUUUGGGAUGAUGAUGAUCAUCAGGGAAUGAAGAUGACAGAAUAGAGACAAUAGUGAGUGACAAAUCUUUGGACCUUUAAUGAUGCCACUGGCUGAUUGGAGUUUUAGCCAUACAAGGAGGAACAAUUAAGCUGCUAUGGAAAGUGUGGGGAGCGUUGGGGAAGUCACCUUCGUUUCGAGUCUUCCAGAUUCAACGAGUACCAGAAGGAUCGAUAAUUUUGACUACGUGAAGCGUGCAUUGAGCUUUAGGGUCGUCAGGGAUGAGCAUAGGCUGAGGAACUACAGGGAAUGAAGAUAACAAAAGAUAGAGACAAUAGGGAAUGAAGAUCUUUAGACCUUGAAUAAUGCCACUGCUGAAUUGGAGUUUUAGCCAUACAAGGAGGAAGAAGCAAGCUGGAAUUAAUAGCACAUCCUUGGAAAGGCCAUUAUAGUUGGAGCUUUAACUACACAAAAGAUGAGGAACAAAUGGCCAACAAUGCUAUGGCUAGCACACAUGGCAAAUAGCGUAAAUGGCGAACACACAUGGGCAAACAGUCCAAAUGGCGAACACACAUGUCGGAUAGUCCAAACAUGAAUCAUUUGGCGCACAGUCAAAAUAUGAGAAGGAUGGUGAACUGUCAUGCGAGUGAUCAAUUGAUAAUUGACUUCUCCUUGAAAAAAUGUUUAGAUGCUAGUUUUGUCAUGUUAAUCUUUGCGUACAAAUUAUGUUUUCUCAGUUGUUUAGGAGAUUAGACGUUUUUAGUAGAGUACAAAGAAAGGAAUCUUAUUAUAAAUAAUAAUGUUUAGACGUUUUUAGUAGAGUACAAAGAAAGGAAUCUUAUUAUAAAUAAUAAUGUUUUUCUUGUUGAAAAAUUAAUGAAAAUAUUAGCUGAUCAAUUUCAUACUGCCAUCAUACUCAUUUCUUCUCCGCAUUUCUUUCUUAGUUCAUAUCUCCAACAGAACUGAGAUUUUGAGGGCAUUAUCUGUUGAAGCAAUGGUCAGCAUGCAGCAAUCACAUGUUUUUUAUUUUAUUUUGUAUUUUAAGUUGAUGUAAUGUAACUUAGUUGUAUUCCAACUAAGUUUGUUAGUGGUAGUAGGUUUUGUAUUUUAAGUUGAUUAGUUGUAUUCCAACUAAGUUUGU